This is a messenger RNA of Lodderomyces pseudojiufengensis, 549 nucleotides long. RefSeq lists its product as uncharacterized. Gene Ontology annotation, cellular component: membrane; endomembrane system. The record is from RefSeq and is a predicted model, not a curated record. NCBI's taxonomy places the organism in Eukaryota, Fungi, Ascomycota, Pichiomycetes, Serinales, Debaryomycetaceae. The coding region runs from base 1 to 549 and encodes 182 amino acids. The transcript has a single exon.
AUGUCAAGAUCCAAUUUCAACUUAAUUGAUAUAGUACGAAUCUUUGGUGGAAUACUACUAUUUAAUGCUAUUUUAUCUUAUUGGUUUACUUCCGACACUACAUGGGGUUAUCACGGUAAAUACAUAAAUUGGAGAUUUUAUAAACACAAAUUACUACAACCUCAACUACAUUUAACAUUAGAUGAACUUUCGGAAUUUGAUGGUAUAAAGAAAUAUCAAAUUUUAUUAGCGAUUAAUGGGAGUGUUUUUGACGUGACAUCAAAUUGGCCUGUAUAUGGUCCAAAAGGAACUUAUCAUAAACUAGUUGCGAAAGAUGCAUCAAGAGUUUUCAUCACUGGAUGUUUUAUGAAACCAGAUGAGUACACUUAUGAUAUGAGAGGAUUGGAUCCAGAAGAGUGUAGAUCUGAUAUCAAGAAGUGGCAAGAAUUUUUUAAAAAUCACGGUAAUUACUGGUAUGUUGGAGAAGUUGAAUUAAAUUUCGAUGUAUUAAAGAAUCGACCUCCACCAGAGCCUUGCGAACAUAUGAAAUUUCCAGGAAUGAGUCAUUAA